Messenger RNA from Colletotrichum truncatum, 945 nucleotides. RefSeq lists its product as uncharacterized. NCBI's taxonomy places the organism in Eukaryota, Fungi, Ascomycota, Sordariomycetes, Glomerellales, Glomerellaceae. The record is from RefSeq and is a predicted model, not a curated record.
AUGUCGGCAUAUCAGUCACUCAACUUCGGCUUCGAGCUCGAACUAUCGUUCAACAGUACCAAGAAGCACAAGACAUGGCUUUCCAUGGCCCAAGACACCAGCGCCCGCCUUACCAAAAAGGGGGUCAACAACCAAGUGAAGGAAAAGGUCGACCCCAACUAUCGUAAAUGGUCCAUCGUCCAGGAGAUCACCAUUCCUCAGCACCCAUCCAAGAACAAUUGGGCACUCGAAUUAGUAUCUCCCGUCUUCAGUCUCGGCUCCCCCUGGCUUGUCGACACCGGCAACAUCUUCUCUGCUCUCCAGAAGCACUGCUCCGUUCAGAACAUCCCGCAGUGUAGCACCCACGUCCAUGUAAGUCAGGCCGGGCAGGACUUCACUCCGUACCAACUGGCCGCUCUGUCAAAGGCAAUCCUCACGUAUGAAUCCUGCUUCGACCUGCUGGUGCCGGGCGACAGAGCCUCAGCGUACUGGUGUCAGAGUAACCGGUGGAACCCCAUUCUUUCCCAAUGCCAGACGCUGGAAGACUGCUUGGACCUCCUUGACGUGGCUGCCCAGCGCGGAACAUCGGCCGUCGUGGAAGUGAUGUGUAUCUUCCCGGCGUCGAGCGCCUAUGGCCGGGCUCACGGGAGGAAGAAGGACUUUGUCCACGGCAAAGUCUACAAGUGGAACUUUGCCCGCCUUCUCGGGAACGACAACGGACGUACUAUAGAGUUCCGACAACCAUCCGGCAGCACUUGUACGGAAGACGCUAUCGGAUGGGUGUUAUUGACCCUGGCGUUUGUCGCCGGAGCAACUGGAGGUGGAAAUUGCAUUGGGGCUUUGGAAACUGGUGGUGAUGACCAGACUGAGUUUUGGCAUCUUUUGUGCCACGGAGCGGAGGUUAUGGGCCUUGACCCCUUGUUGCUCGACGUUCUCGGUGGUUUCAUCAGCCGGGCUUCAACCUGA